Messenger RNA from Calidris pugnax (ruff), 881 nucleotides. Its product is annotated as sodium- and chloride-dependent GABA transporter 3-like. Gene Ontology annotation, cellular component: membrane. Lineage: Eukaryota; Metazoa; Chordata; Aves; Charadriiformes; Scolopacidae. The record is from RefSeq and is a predicted model, not a curated record. Bases 291 to 881 code for a protein of 196 amino acids. Gene Ontology annotation, biological process: sodium ion transmembrane transport. The transcript is spliced from 5 exons.
GAAGGCUGAGCAUUUGCAAAUUCCGGCUCCAGGGCGCGGGGAGCAUCCUAUCCCCGCCGGCCGGCCGGGCAGCAGCCGCAGAACGGGACGAGGCUUCCCGGCUCCUCGUUAUCCUAAGGCUGCCCGCGUUAUCCCCGCCUCCCCCUGCCCGCUGCCCUGCCCCGUGCCUCCCGUGCAACAGAGCGAAGAGCGGCAGCCCGCGGAGGUCCACUCGGAGCCGAGCCCUGAGCUAGAGACCCUGUCCCUCUCCUAGCCUCGCAGGCACAGGCAGAGCCCUGGGCUGAACAGUCAUGACAGCUGAAAAGACUAUUCCUAUAAUUAAUGGCAAACCAGAAGAUGCUUUGGACCCAGAAGCCUCAAGUACCAACCUCGUCCACAGAAAUGAUAAGAAAGUUCAUGAAAGAGGUCACUGGAACAAUAAGGUUGAAUUUGUGCUUUCUGUGGCAGGGGAGAUUAUUGGGUUGGGAAAUGUAUGGAGAUUCCCAUAUCUUUGCUACAAGAAUGGAGGAGGUGCUUUCCUCAUUCCAUAUGUGGUAUUUUUUAUUUGCUGUGGAAUACCAGUAUUUUUCUUGGAGACGGCCUUGGGACAGUUUACUAGUGAAGGAGGCAUUACAUGCUGGAGAAAAGUUUGCCCUCUAUUUGAAGGUAUUGGAUAUGCUACUCAAGUUAUAGAGGCGCAUCUAAAUGUAUAUUACAUCAUCAUUUUAGCAUGGGCUAUCUUCUAUUUGUUUAACUGCUUUACUACAGAACUUCCUUGGGCUACCUGUGGGCAUGAAUGGAAUACAGAAAACUGUGUGGAAUUUCAAAAACUUAACAUGAGCAACUGCAGUCAAGUCUCUUUACAAAAUGCCACUUCACCAGUGAUGGAAUUUUGGGAGUAA